AUAUAUUAUAAUUUGAAGUUCUCUCGAAUAUUGUACUGGAAAGCCCUUUACUAGGUACGAUCCUGAGUGUAGCACCCUCUCGUUUUCUCCCACCCUCGUGAGUGGCAUGGCGCCUGUCGUGCGUCUCUCUCGCUCAUUUCGCGCAAUCUCCUUGAGGAAGCCUCGCCACUCGUUGCUUCUUUGUCGUUCUACCUGCUUUCCCUUACUCCGGUGAAUAUCCGUCGAUGGAGGGGCGCGGGUGAACGCGUUCGGAACGGGACGACAGUCCUUCCGCGGAUUGCGGAUAUUGUGUCGCGAACUGUCGUGGCUACGAUGUCCUUGCGUCCGUUUUCACUGCGAUCGAAUCGAAGGGAAGUGGCGUGCGGCCGUUUUUCGCGUCAGUGAGUGUGCUUCGUUUCGUCCCGAAGUUUCGAUCGGGAGGACUCGUUUCACGGUCAAGCGUUCGUGCCUCGUAGUGUUUCUCGCGUCUUCGUCCGCGACGGUUCCUUUUCUCCUCGGCACCGGUCGAAAGGUUAGGUUUGCUCCUGUCACAUCCGCGUGUUUCGUGCGACCGUACUUUCGUAGUGAUUUCCCCGUGAACUACGGUGAAUCUGAUAUUCGUGCAUUAGUUGAAAGGAGUGCAAGAAACGACGGUUACGAUUCUUUGGCGCCCUUCGCUGGACGGCACCACGCCUGAAAUUUAUCAAAUAUAAGCAAUUCACCUUUCUGGAAGAAUCCUAAAAAAUGUUAGAGGGCUGAGAAAGGAGAGGCGAAUCGAAUUAAGGCGCGAAGGAAGUGCACGUCGGUGGCCGGCGUUUUCCUGGAUGGCUUCACGGUGGUCGUUUUACCACGCUGCGAGUGGCAAUGUCCCCGUGUUCGUCCGUUUUGCACCGGCCUCGUCCAGCGAAUCGCGAUAAAGCACCCUCGACGCGUCUGCUCGUCGGACAAAAGGUCUACAUGGGCACAGCUUGAAUCGCCAAAGCCCCUAUUUUUCUGUCCUCCGUCUUUUUCGUUGUCCUUGUCCGAUCCUACGGCCAAGGAAGAAAAUCGUAAUCGAAGGUCAACGCCACCGCUGAUCGAUCGAUGAAGAGCUCGUGGGACGUCCGCCGGAGGAUUCUUCCAGAUAAGGUGGUGACCACACGAAAUUGUCCCAUGAAGCCGACGGACGACAGCGUCAUAGCCGGGGAGCGACUGUUGGCCGUGAUCAUCAACGCGAAAUCCAGUAAUCCUAUCGUCGAUCUGAGCUCCAGGUGAAUCAAGAUCAAUUUCAACACGUCCAACAACGAACCAUACCAUACGACCAUGUACAAAAUCCUGAGACGCGGCUCCAGCCGCGUGUUGGCAGUCUGCGCGAUCCUCCUGAGCCUGCUGUUGUGCCUGUACUACGUCAGUCAGGCACAGGGUCCGUCCACGGGUCCUUCGGCAGGGAUCUUGAACGAGGCAGUGAGGUACGAUCGGGGUCUCACGUCCAUCACGCCUGACUACAUCGAAUCGCCCGAUGCGAAGGUAUCCCUGGACACUUGUCCCAUCAUCGUGCCCAGGAACGUGGACAUCGACACGCAGAUGGAGUUCGAGAAGUUCGACUUCCAGCCGUCGUGGAUGAGGAGCAGAGAAUAUUGGGACGACAGCUUCGAGGCCAGGUAUGCGGAGCUCAGGAAGGAUCCUACCAGACCAUCGCUUAAGGUGAUCCUAGUACCGCACAGCCACACGGACCCAGGCUGGCUGAAGACGUUCGAGCAGUACUUCCACAGCUCCACCCGGAGCAUCCUAAACAACAUGGUCUCAAAACUUCAACAAUGGCCGAAUAUGACUUUCAUCUGGAGCGAAGUGUCCUUCCUGUCACUCUGGUGGGAGAGUGCCCAUCCAACGAAGAAAAUGGUCGUGAAGAGGCUAGUGAAAGACGGGAGGCUAGAAAUGACCACGGGAGGCUGGGUAAUGACGGACGAGGCGACAUCUCACAUCUACGCCAUGUUGGAUCAACUGAUCGAAGGUCAUCAAUGGCUGAAGACGAACCUGGACGUCGUCCCAGAGUCCGGCUGGUCGGUGGACCCGUUCGGCCACGGAGGAACCAUCCCGUACUUCCUGAAGGUUUCCGGCGCUUCCGGCACGGUGAUCCAGAGGAUCCAUUACGCGUGGAAGCAGUGGUUCGCCAAGAAGCAGUACGGCGACUUCGUUUGGAUGCAGCCAUGGGAUCAGACGGGGGAGGCGGACAUGCUGACCCACAAUCAGCCGUUCGACAUUUACAACAUCAAGCACUCGUGCGGCCCUCAUCCCCACGUCUGUCUCAACUUCGACUUCCGGAAGAUACGGGGCGAGUACACGGAGUACUCGGCCAGGGCGGUCGAGAUAACGCCGAACAAUGUCAAACAUAUGGCCGAGUUGUUGCUGGAACAGUACUCCAGGACGGGAUCUUUGUUCACGCACAACGUCGUGCUGAUGCCUCUCGGGGAUGAUUUCAGGUACGAUCACGCGAUCGAGUGGGACCAACAGUACACCAACUACAAGAUCCUCAUGGACUACAUAAAUAGCCGGAAGGAGGAGUACAAUGCUGAGAUAGUAUUCGGCACACCCAAGGAUUACUUCCGAGAGAUCAGAAAACGGGUGGAAGAGUUUCCAACGCUGAAGGGUGACUUCUUCGUCUACUCCGACAUCUUCAGCGAAGGUAGACCCGCCUACUGGAGCGGCUACUUCACCACGAGACCGUACAUGAAGAUCUUGGACCGCGAACUGGAGGCGAACCUUAGGUCGGCGGAGAUUCUGUACACAAUCGCGUUAAACGUGGCCAAACAGUCCGGCAAGGACUUCAUGUUGUACGAGACGUACUUCGAGAAGCUGGUGAAAGCCAGACGGAAUUUGGGUCUGUUCCAACAUCACGACGCUAUCACUGGCACGUCUAAGUCCUUCGUCAUGAAGGAUUACGCUCUGAAACUGUUCGAGUCUAUCUCGGACACUACCAGCCUCCAGAGCUUCGCUAUUCAGUCUCUGGCCGGCACGACCACGAAGCCGAACUCCGUGUACGUCCUGGCCGAGUCGGACAGAGACAGCUACGAGAAGUUACCAAAGAAGAUACCUAUAGGAAUCGGGCAGGAGACGAAGAAGAUCGUCCUGUUCAAUCCUCUGGCCCAGCCCAGGCAGGAGGUGAUCAGUCUGAAGGUCACCUCGUACAAGAUCAAGGUCCUGGACCCGCAGAAGAAUCCCAUUCCCUAUCAGAUCGCACCAGUGAUGAACGCUACGAGCAUCACGCACGACGUGUACGUGCUGCUCUUCGUGGUGGAACUGAAACCUCUGGCCAUCGCCACCUACCACAUCCAGCAGAUCGACAAGGUACCGGUGGAGGCCAUCUCGACGGUCUACUGCAGUCGAUGCGGCAAGGACAACGUGUUCCCCAUGAAACCUAUGCAGGUGGGAGAUGUUCAGUUGGAGAACCAUCGAAUGAAGCUGCUGUUCGAUGGACAGACCGGUUUCCUGAAGAGAGUGACCAAAAAGGCGACCGGGAAGAUCAUGCAGUGCACGAUUCAGUUCGCAGCCUAUCCGUCCGCGCAGUUUCACAGCGGUGCAUACCUCUUCAUGCCCGAUCCGAACCUGAGGGACACCGACAAGGACGUUCUGGAAGCGUACACGCCUCACCAGAAGAUCUACAUCGUCAGCGGUAGCCUCAGUUCGCGGCUGACCGUCGAGUACGGUAAACUGUUGACGCACCACGUGGCCAUUUACCACAGAGACGACAGUCUGGGCGAGGCUAUCUAUGUGAGAAACAUAGUGGACUUCGAGACGCCACCGAAGAACCGCGAAACGGAAAUGUUCAUGCGUCUGCAAACGGACAUUCUGAACGGGGACCCGCCAGAGUUCUAUACGGACUUAAACGGUCAUCAGAUGAUCAAGAGGACAAAGAUAGAGAGGAUCGGAAUCGAGGGUAACUACUUUCCCAUAACCACGAUGGCCUACAUCGAGGACACCAGUCACAGACUGACGCUGUUGGUGAACCACUGUCAAGGAGCCGCCAGUUAUCAACCUGGGUGGCUAGAAGUGAUGCUCGAUCGAAGAACCUUGUACGACGACUCGCGAGGAAUGGGGGAGGGUCUGCUAGACAAUCGAAGAACCGUGAUCAAACAUUGGCUGCUACUUGAAGACAUUACAGGGGAGAAGGACAAGUACUCGAAGCCAUCCCUGUUCGCUAAUCACCUUAGCAACGCGCUCAAUUAUCCUGUGAACAUCUUCGUGGUGGACGGGACAGACAGCGACAUAGCGAUGGUGCCGGAAGUUAGGCUUCUGAGCCAGAGUUUCCCUUGCGACCUUCACCUGCUCAAUCUGAGGACCAAUCACGACCAGAAACUGCCACACUUCCCGGUAAACAACGCGCUGAUGGUGCUCCACAGGCAGGGUUACAGCUGUUCCGUCGGGGUGGAUGUCAGUCUUAAGCACUGCCCGUUAACGGACAAGAUCCCUCAAGGGACGUCGUUCUUCAAACUUCCGAACCUGAACAUCACCAAGACCUCGUUAACGGGCACCAAAAUGAUGCACCGGUUAAGGAACGGCCUGCAAAACGUUAGCUUGAAGCCGAUGGAAUUGGAGACGUUCAACGUGAAUUUCGUCCAAUGACGGGGUGAAGGUCGCCGCCGGGAAAUCGUUUUAGUCUUCGCGAAGCUGACGCCUACGGUCCAAAAGCGUUUUACCUUCUGGACAGGACACUGCCGAUCUGCUUGCCCCUGGCAGAUGCUACCUCUUCGGAACUGCGUGCAAUUCGUUGGAACUUUAGGCUGUUUACAUAGGACACUCGCAAAUUCCACGUUGUUUUUUACCUUGCGUUUUAACCGGGAAGCCUCCAGUGUAAAUAUUUGACGCGUCGCCGUGGUGAGAUUAAUUGGCGAUCCAGCGAGACGAGAACGUUCGAUCUGUCCACACCCUCAGUGUAUAUACACACACACACAUACACCAGGCUACUGUACUCUAUUUCGUUUUUCAGUUGAGUUUCCCUAGACGAGGACCGGGACGACGAGCUAGGAGGAGAGAGUCGAAGGGAAAGAGACGAAACCGCGCAGACCCGCUGUCCUCUGGUUCUCACGCGUUACUUGCAAGCUUCCUCGUGCCUCUCGAAUCACUCUUAUCGAUUUUAGCAGCCUAUUAGCUAAUACUUGGUUCGCUCUGGCCACUUUCGAGCCUCCUUGUCCACCUGUGAACCCGUUCGAGCAUCUCUUCCGUCACGUGGAUUCAAUUUAGUCGGUGGAGAACGGGUCUCGAAAGUUCGCCAACAUAGACUGACGACACAAUCAAACAAUCAAAGUGCAUUACACAGACUCCUAAUCGAUGCAAAAGUAGAGAUUCGGCUCGCGCGAGAUGCACGAGAAAAGCGAACGAACAGGGUGCUCCGUUUAGCCUGACCUCUUGACACCUCCAUUGUUAUAGGGUCUGUUCUUUGAUCCCUUCGUGGAGUCUAAAAUUAUAGGGAACUGAUUUUAUCCUGUACUUAUCUCUCUUGUAACGUAAUCUGUAUAGCGACAAGCAUAGUAGGCUUCCUAAAGAAAAUGGCGGCAUAGAGAAAGCCCCACCACUCACUUGCCAAUUCACAAUCAUAGAAAUUGGGGGAACAUUCGAGAAUUAAAAAAUUAAACAAUUUUGAGAUAUUGGUAACUUUCAAAUCUUCCCUAUUUCCUAUAUGAGAAGCCUAGAAUGCUUUGAUCUCUAAUUCUAAUCAAAAGCUUAUUGUAAAAAUGUCACUUCCAAUCCUUAAUCUCUUCAGCGUUUGAAAUUACUCAAUAUAGGACAAUAAUAAAUUUCUCCCAAAUCUGGUUAUUACUUUGAGAAACAGUUCAAGUGGUCAGACUGAAAACAACACCAUGUAGAUACUAUAAAUAUUAUAUAAUAUUGUACAUAUCAAACCACUUUACCUUAGACCGUAUAUUGUGAUAGCAAAAUAUAUAAUGUAAAUCGUAUACACCUAUUUUCAUAUGUGAAACGUUUUACGAGGGACUCUCUCUUCCUCCUCGGGCAGCCGAAGCAGAGACAGACCGGAAAAUCAUCGCCAGAUUUGUUCUGGCGACUUCCAACGCUCUUCCAAUUCUAGUGGGGACACGAUUUAGUUUCGUGGCCGGCCCUGACCGGCUGGAAAGUACCUAUUUUUUACUUUUGCUAAGCGUAUCCGGCUGAACAAUGCGUAAAGGCGUUUGCUGUAAGACAGACUCCUGUAAAUAUUAGACUAAUUAGCGAGAAAAUAAAGUGUGUCGCGUUUUUAGAGCCUGGCAAUAGCUGGACCUCUGUCUCUCUGGUGAAACGUAUGUUCUUUGGUCACAGAAAUGAACAGAUUUUAAGUUCACGCAUGAUUUUAACUUCUUUACCAUGUUACUGCAACUGUUUGUUAAUUUUUAGUAAGCGAUAACUGUUGUACAAUUCAAAAUCAAAUGGAAUAUGCUGGCAGUUUACUGACAUCGUACUAGAAAAUAUAUAAAAUGCGUUGCAUUUUAUAAAUUGUAAUCAAAUAGGACUUGAUAAUUUUUUAUCAUACUAUUUUAGAGCUUAGUAAAAAGUGGACAUUGAUUUGUCGAUCAGCAAAAAGAUGUUCCUUCGAGUGACCAAAAAUAAGAAACAUAUAAGGUUUGAAAUAGUUGUUGACUAUAAAACCACCAUGAGAUUCGUGAAGGAACAGUGAGAAAAUAGAGAAAAUGAUUGCCGGAAAACCGUGACUGUCCUUGUAAUGAUAUUGUAACAUAUUACGUGUUUGUGCUGUCUCUAGAGAAAAAAAGAUCUAUAUUAAAGAUGGUUUAUGUAUACACGUGUACGUGUACACGUCGAUGCACGUGUGGUAUGCGUUUGUAGAGAUAUAUUUGCUAGGGCUGUUUGCAAAGCUGUUUGCCGGCAGUCAAGCAAACGAGGACAAUUACACGCCACGGUAUUCCUUAUGUUACAAUGUAAUAUUAUAUUUAUUGAAUAAAGAUAGUAACUGACGUAUUUUAA
Megachile rotundata (alfalfa leafcutting bee) is the source of this 6927-nucleotide messenger RNA. It is a transcript of the gene alpha-Man-IIb, whose product is annotated as alpha-Mannosidase class II b. The record is from RefSeq and is a predicted model, not a curated record. Gene Ontology annotation, molecular function: carbohydrate binding; alpha-mannosidase activity. NCBI's taxonomy places the organism in Eukaryota, Metazoa, Arthropoda, Insecta, Hymenoptera, Megachilidae. Gene Ontology annotation, cellular component: Golgi membrane. Gene Ontology annotation, biological process: protein deglycosylation; mannose metabolic process; N-glycan processing.